Molecule: messenger RNA, 798 nt
Organism: Cryptomeria japonica (Japanese cedar)
Lineage: Eukaryota; Viridiplantae; Streptophyta; Pinopsida; Cupressales; Cupressaceae
Exons: 1
Coding region: 1-798 (265 amino acids)
Source: RefSeq, a predicted model, not a curated record
AUGUCUCAUAUUCAAGUGGGGUCUUCUGUUACUAGAGCUCCAUUAUUUGAUGGAACUGAUUAUGUAUUCUGGAAAAUCAGAAUGGAAACAUAUCUAAUUUCAUUAGACCUUGAUGUAUGGAAUAUUGUUUGUAGUAAGUACUCAGUACCUGCUACUAUACCUACAGAUCCUGAUGAAAAAAAACAAUAUGAAAUGAAUGCUAGAGCCAAACAUGCUAUUUUGUGUGGGCUGACCAAAGAUGUCUUUGUUAAAAUCAUGCAUUGCAAAUCUGCACAUGAGAUUUGGGAAAAACUUGAAAACAUUUAUCAAGGUAAUGAAAAAGUCAAACAGUCUAAAAUACUCACCCUCAAAACUCAGUUUGAGGAAAUGAGAAUGAAGGAUGAUGAAAAAGUUGCAGAAUACUUUCUAUGGAUUGAUGAAGUUGUAAAUGGGAUGAGAGGAUUAGGUGAAGAGGUUGAUGAAUUCACAGUGGUUAAGAAAGAGAUUAGAACCCUAUUGCCUAAAUAUGAAACUAAAGUCUCUUCUCUUGAAGAAAAGAAAAAUUUCAAUAAACUUACUCUAGAUGAUCUUCAAGGAACCUUGACUGCAUUUGAAAUGAGAACAAAUAAAGUUGACAAUGCUAGUUCAUUGUUAAAAGAGACUGCCUUCAAAACAGAGAAGAAAGAGGAUGUGAUUAGUGAAUCUGACUUAUCUGAUUCCUUAGAGGCUCUCUUAGUAAGAAAACUCAAAAAGAAAUACAGAAGCAAGUUGCCUCUGAAAUGCUUUGCUUGUGGCAAAGUUGGUCACUUUGCAGCCUAA